Messenger RNA from Fimicolochytrium jonesii, 2961 nucleotides. Its product is annotated as RHD3/Sey1. The transcript has 7 exons. Gene Ontology annotation, biological process: endoplasmic reticulum membrane fusion. Bases 154 to 2637 code for a protein of 827 amino acids. The record is from RefSeq and is a predicted model, not a curated record. NCBI's taxonomy places the organism in Eukaryota, Fungi, Chytridiomycota, Chytridiomycetes, Spizellomycetales, Powellomycetaceae. Gene Ontology annotation, cellular component: endoplasmic reticulum. Gene Ontology annotation, molecular function: GTP binding; GTPase activity.
CCUGUCAUCGCAAGUUCGGCCGUUUAUGGCCUGCAUUCGACUGAGAACGACCGGCAUUGAAAGCCACAUCACUAUAUAAACCCACUGCACCUCUCUAAUACUUUACUUAACCUUUGAAGCCCCUGCAAGAACCAUACCACACCUUAACUCACCAUGGCGGACUCCCUGAGUGUCCCCGACAUUGACCACCCGGUUAACGGUACCGUCAGCGAUGCUGCCCAACAGAAGCCGGCUCUUGCUCCCUGGAAGCCGACAGACCCAAGCGACCCUCGCUUGCAAGUCGUAAACGAGAACCAGGAGUUCACAUCGGACCUAUUGAAGUACAUGAGGGACAAGUGGGACAUCACCAAACGCGGAUUCGACUAUAACGUUGUAGCAGUCUUUGGGUCUCAGAGCACGGGAAAAAGCACACUUCUUAACAGGCUGUUCGGUACGAACUUUGACGUUAUGAACGAGGUUUCUCGUCAGCAAACGACAAAAGGCAUAUGGGUCAGCAAAGCAGACGCAACGAACUUGUUGGUUAUGGAUGUUGAGGGAACGGAUGGUCGUGAGCGUGGGGAAGACCAGGACUUUGAGAGGAAGAGCGCGUUGUUCUCCAUCGCAAUUGCCGAGGUUUUGAUAGUCAACAUGUGGGAAAACCAAGUCGGUCUAUACAAUGGAGCAAAUAUGGGACUCUUGAAAACCGUGUUUGAAGUCAACCUUCAGCUCUUCCAGCAGAAAGGAUCCCCAAAGACGUGUCUCUUUUUUGUUAUCCGUGAUUUCACUGGCGUCACACCCAUCUCCAACCUUCAGACCAGCUUGAUGAAGGAUCUGGAGAGGAUCUGGGCGGGCUUGAUCAAGCCUGCAGGGAAGGAAGAUUCGCUGAUUAGCGACUUCUUCGACUUCAACUUUGCGGGUUUACCGCACAAGAUCUUUGCCGGUGAAAAGUUCGAAGUGGAAGCCAAAACUCUCAAAUCGCGCUUCUACGACAAGGAAAACCCUACCUACGUUUUCCAGCCCAACUUCCAUAAGCACAUCCCUGCCGAUGGGUUUCCUCAGUUCGCUGAAGCAAUCUGGGAAAAGAUCGUGACCAACCGCGACUUGGACCUUCCCACCCAGCAGCAGUUGCUAGCGCAAUAUCGCUGUGACGAGAUCUCGCGUACGGCUUACGAGGAAUUCCACACCCAGGUCAAAGGCUACCGCUCGCACCUAGAGAGCGGGAAAGUUCUUGAGGACCUCGGAAAGGAGGUCGUCCAGCAUUACAACGCUGCGUUGGUCGCCUUCGACACAGACGGGAGCCGAUACAACAAGGAAGUAUACCAAAAGAAGAGGGGGGAACUCAAGGAGAAGAUGGCGAGCGCUUUGCAUGUAUACUAUGUGCAGCAGCUACGAAACCUUCAUCAAAAAGCCAUCGUACUCUUCAAAGACCGCCUAUCCGAGAAGAUGCGGGGGGACGACAGCAAUUUCGCCCGCAAGCUGCGCGAGUCCCGGGAGGAAGCCGAGAACUACUACAACCGCAUUGCGGAGGCAACAAAGCUGGAAGAUGGCAACUGGAGUAGCGAGGAGUAUUUCUCGCAGUUCGAACGGGAUAUCAGUCAAAUUGCUUCCGAGAAGCGCGCCGAGGCGAUGGCCCGUGUGGUCAAGAACCUCGAUCGCUCUUUGCAGCAGGACAUGGUUGAGCCGGUACAGGUUGUCCUCAAUGAUGGGCCGGCCGAUGUGUGGAAGCAGAUCUUUACCAUCUUCAAAUCGACAUUGGUGGACGCCGACGCGACCCUUCGCAAACAGUUGGCCGGUUUCGACUCUUCCGAAGACGAGAUCUCCACCUCCGUUCGUGAGAUGAAGUAUCAGGCUUGGGAGCUUCUGGGCAAAACCAUCCACGACGAGUUUGAGGACGUGAAAGUUCUCGAGAGGUUGAGGCAACGGUUCUUGAACAAGUUCCGAUACGACGAGACGGGGAUUCCACGGGUCUGGCAGGCUGGCGAUGAUAUCGAUGGUCCGUUUGCGGAAGCUAGAGAUGACGCCGAUCAGCUGUGUGUGCUGUAUUCGAAGAUUGAUGUUCCGCACGCCGAGCUGGAUAAGGCCAUCACAGAGGAUGAGCGUUUCGAACCGUCUUCGUUCGUGGUGCUGUCACCGGCGAAGGUGCAAAGUCUACGGGAUCGUUUCCGGAAGGAAGCCGAUCUGUUGUUUGUGGAAGCAAAGCGUUCUAUCGUCCAAUCGCAGGUUGGACCAAGCAAGAUCUUCUACCUUGCGACUUUAGCUUUGGGAUGGAACGAGCUGUGGAUGGUUUUGACCAACCCACUUCUCACGGUAUUCACCGUCAUGCUCUUGGGUGUUGCCUACACCUUGUGGCGAUCGGGACUCGCCGGUCCCCUAAUCCAAGCUGCACGACACGCAGCUCACCAAGUGACACAGAACGCUGGAGACAACCCCAACAUCGCCAAUAUUCUCAACCAAGCUCGUCCCUUCGUCAACAAGAACCUUACCAACCUUCAAGGCGGCCGGUCGGCUUCACAACCAUCGUUAUCGUCGCAGGGCCAGAGGAGGAGAUGGAGGAAUGAUGAAGCUGACUCGGACUCGGACAGUGUUGAGCUGCAGCAACAGACAAGUCGGAGCACGUCGGAACUGUCUGGGAGGAGGAGCAACCUCAGGGAUGACUAGAUUGCGUUUUGCGCUCGAUUACAAUCUGCCACCUACCUCAGACAUUCAAGAGACGCUCGGAUUCCCUUGGAGGUCGUGGUCUCUGCAGAUUCACGCCAACAGGGUCCAAGCCUUUCGUCGUCUUCCCCUCAGGCUUGUCUAGCCUGGUCCCACUCAUACUUGCAUUUUGCUCCCCCCUUAAAUAUGCUCUCUUUUGCGUCUUUGUGGCAUAGCUCUGCCUGCGCUUGUGUACAGUACUGUGAAUGACACAUUUUCUCCUGUAUAUCUAUGGUAUUGUGUGUUUGCGGGUGUGGAGUUGCACCUCCUGCACCGAGUUGCGAUGAG